GCAGCCCUAAAAUCUCGCGGUGCUUCCAUUCAGACAUCUUGCAUUUGACUAAAUCUGGUCUUGGAGAACAUUUUCAUUAAACACACGCUAGAGAGGCUCAAUUAUUCCAAACAGAAACAGCUUUUAUUUCAGCGGUUAGAAUCCAGACUAGUGUUCCUCCGUUAACGGAUGUGAGGCGGUUGGACCGAGCCUCGCGUGCCAAUCCCGCGGAGUUUAGUCGGUCUCUACCGGGGCUCUCUGCUCUCUGCUCUCUCUCUCUCUCUGUGGCCGUAUUGUGCGUCAUCUCAUCUCCAUCGCUGCCGUUUGGUUAUUUUUCUCCAUUGAGGAAACAUGGCAGCUCCCGCCGCGGUCAACCCGUCCGAGAUGAGCAGUGAGUUGCCAGGGACAGUGGCGAUGCCGGGGGCAGUUGGAGGCGGUCAGGUGAGGAUGGGAGGAACCGUGCCAGGCCGCGGGGGCAAGAGGAGAUCAGGAGGAAUGGACUUCGACGACGAAGACGGAGAGGGUCCUAGCAAAUUUUCAAGGUAUGAUGAUGAUGAUCAGGUUCCUGGUGGGGAUAAGGAUAAGUUCGCCAGAGAGAACCACAGUGAGAUUGAACGGCGUCGGCGCAACAAAAUGACCCAAUACAUCACCGAGCUGUCGGACAUGGUGCCUACCUGCAGUGCCCUGGCCCGGAAACCCGACAAGCUGACGAUCCUGCGUAUGGCUGUCUCCCAUAUGAAAUCCAUGAGGGGCACUGGCAACACGUCUACCGAUGGGGCUUAUAAGCCCUCCUUUCUCACUGAACAGGAACUGAAGCAUCUGAUCCUGGAGGCGGCGGACGGCUUCCUGUUUGUGGUUGCCGCGGAGACGGGACGGGUGAUCUACGUGUCGGACUCGGUGACGCCGGUGCUGAACCACCCCCAGGGGGAGUGGUUCGGCAGCACCCUGUACGAGCAGGUCCACCCCGACGACGUGGACAAGCUGAGGGAACAGCUCAGUACUACAGAAAACUCCAUGACAGGACGGAUUCUGGAUCUGAAGACAGGAACAGUGAAGAAGGAGGGACAGCAGUCCUCCAUGAGAAUGUGCAUGGGCUCCCGGCGGUCCUUCAUCUGCCGCAUGAGGUGCGGUAGUGCUCCUCUGGAUCACAUCUCCCUAAACCGUCUGUCUAACAUGAGGAAGAGAUACAGGAAUGGCCUCGGACCCUCAAAAGAAGGAGAGGCUCAGUACUCGGUGGUGCAUUGCACUGGCUACAUCAAAGCGUGGCCCCCUGCAGGUAUGACUAUACCAGAAGAAGACACGGAGGCAGGUCAGACCGGAAAAUACUGCUUAGUGGCCAUCGGAAGACUGCAGGUGACCAGCUCUCCGGUCUCUAUGGAUAUGAACGGCCUGUCUGUGCCCACAGAGUUCCUGUCGCGUCACAACUCGGAUGGUGUCAUCACUUUCGUCGACCCGCGCUGCAUCAACGUCAUCGGAUAUCAGCCUCAGGACCUGCUGGGGAAAGAUAUCCUGGAGUUCUGCCAUCCUGAGGACCAGAGUCACCUGAGAGAAAGUUUCCAACAGGUGGUGAAGUUGAAGGGCCAGGUUCUGUCUGUGAUGUAUCGCUUCCGAAUGAAGAACAGGGAGUGGAUGCUGAUCCGAACCAGCAGCUUCACUUUCCAGAACCCAUACUCUGAUGAGAUAGAGUACAUCAUCUGCACCAACACCAACGUCAAGCAGCUACAGCAGCAGCAGCAGGCAGAGCUGGAGGUUCACCAGAGAGAUGGACUGACUGCAUACGAUCUUUCCCAGGUGCCUGUGGCCAGCGUCAGCAGCGGGGUCCACGAGGCAGCGAAGAACAUCGACAAGACAGAAGUCCUGUUCUCCCAGGAGAGAGACCCACGCUUUGCUGAGAUGUACACUGGCAUCUCUGGCUCGGGAGAUAAGAAGAUGAUGGUUCCUUCCUCUACAGCUGGAGGACAGCAGCUGUACUCACAGAGCUCUCCCUUCCAGCAGGGGCACUCUGGCAAAAGCUUUAGCUCCUCUGUGAUCCACGUCCCCGGUGUGAACGACAUCCAGCCAUCAGGCUCAUCCAAUCAGAACCUAGCUCAGAUCUCCAGACAGCUCAAUCCAGGCCAGGUGGCAUGGUCAGGCAACCGACCCCCCUUCUCUGGACAGUCCAGUAAAGCCCAGUCCAGUCCAUUUGGUAUUGGUUCUGGUCACAGCUAUCAGACCGACCCGGCAUCCUACAGUCCCCUGUCGUCCCCGGCCACUUCCUCCCCCAGCGGCAACGCCUACUCAGGACUGACAAACCGCAGCACAGCUUUUGAUGUGUCGGGGGAGAGCAGUCAGAGUGGAGCCCAGUUCCAGGGUCGUCCCAGUGAGGUCUGGUCCCAGUGGCAGAACCAGCAUCACUCCCAGCAGGCCGGGGAACAGCACACACACCCCAACCCCAGCCAGACAGAAGUCUUCCAGGACAUGUUACCCAUGGCUGGAGAUCCCACCCAGGGAACAGCCAACUACAACAUUGAGGACUUCGCUGACCUCGGCAUGUUCCCACCCUUCUCUGAGUAAUACCCCCCCCCCCUCCCUUUCUCCUCCCCUCUCCCUCUCAGAACUGGACUGAUGUUUGCGUUCAUCUGUCAUGUUGUCUCAUUUUUCUAUAUUGCUGGAUCACCAUCACACAGCUGACGUGCAGCACGGUGAAUGUCUGGGUGCACUCGUCAUUCGCACACACACAAACACACAGUUCCCUAAUGCGUGGGCUCCAACGCCUGCAAUAUGUAUCUGUGAACAUACACAUACCUCAUGUUUGCACAGAGGAACCCCCGCCGACAGAUGGAGGGCACAUCAAUCAGGCCGGUAUCUGCACUUUGUGUCUGUGGUCACAUUGAGAGACCAACGGUGCCGUCUGUUUGGCUCCCUGCAGUCAGCGGCAGCACGGCCAGAGGAGGUCAGUCAGGUGGUCAGAGACGAGGAUCAGGAUUAUUAUAUAAGAUUUUACAUUUCCUCUUUCAGAAGUUUCCACCAAAAUUGUCCUCAUGCAACAUCCAACAUAAAAUGUACGACUGUGCCAAUUGCACAUAUGCUACACCCAAUGAUGUACGGAGCUGCAUGCGUGGCUGCUGUCAUCUGCAUCCACACCUGUUGGAGUAUAUAUCCCGUCUCCUUAUCAGGACGGAAUGAUGACAAAAAAACAGAGGAAGGUUUUUGUAGUUACUUCUGCUCUCAGCGACAAAGGGAGAAGCUCUGUCGUGCAGUGAGCUCCUCACCUGCUACAUAGCAUUAACACAGCCGGUGCAGUCCACGUCGCCUGUGAUCACCAGCACAACUAGUCCCUCAACAGGGUGGACACAAAGUACCGUCUUAAUGUCCGAGCACAGAUUUCAUUAUUUCCUAGUUGUUUAAUGCAAACCUUUUGAUAUGAUUCAUGUUGUUGGACAACCGAAGCACGCUGCAGUAAACUGAACCUAAAUAUUCAUUUAUCGACUUAACAGGAAAUAUUGUAUCAGAUCAUUUAACAGUUCAGUCUUAGUGGUGUUGAUGUGGAGUUGACUCUGAGUUCUACUGCACAGAAGCUUCACAUUUCAUUUAACUGUAAAAGCAACAAGUACAACCAUGGUAGUUAAUCAUAUCUUAUGUGUACUACUCCAGACAAGUUGCCCAAAGUUUUCAGAGAUCUCAGUGCUAGAUUGUGAUAGUUACUGAGGAAAAAACAUUGGCUUACUUUGUGCACAUUGAAAAUUGCUUUUUUUGUUGUAAAAGAAGACAUUGAGAGAACAGGCCCUGUACCUCUCUGUCUAUAGAGCUAAGGGUGAGAGAGCAGCACAUCCUCACACGCUGCUGGAGGUCCCACACAGCAACACUUGUGUUGCAUUCACACCAAGAGACAAGCACAUUUUCGCCUCGCUUUACUUGUGCGAGUUGGACCGCCGGUAUCAUUCUUGUUCAUUCGCGCUAGACACGCCAGAGAGGAGGAGGAGGAGGAGGAGGAGGAACUUGUCUCCAUAGAUACCAACAACCUUUUCUUUCCUCCAUUUCCUCCAUCAACCGUUGAAGAAAUAACCACUGUUGCUGCCUAGUACAUGUUGUUGAAGUCCCAGAUAUGUCAGAAAACGCAACGUCGUCGUGUCUGGGUUCAUAACGUCACCCGGUGGUGAGCUAUAUUUACAUACAGCGCCAUUGAACUGACUGUAUCUAGCAAGCUACACGUCCCUACUGCGGUGUGAACCCAAAAUAAACAGAUUGUGCUGUGAUUUAAUCGCAAUAAACGGAUCAAAAUGAUGCCGAAAUAACGACAUAAUGAUGCCGAUUUGUAAAAAGUCUGAAUUCAUGCUUUGUUCUUGCCGCAA
Sebastes umbrosus (honeycomb rockfish) is the source of this 4310-nucleotide messenger RNA. It is a transcript of the gene arnt2, whose product is annotated as aryl-hydrocarbon receptor nuclear translocator 2. Gene Ontology annotation, cellular component: transcription regulator complex; cytoplasm; nucleus. Gene Ontology annotation, molecular function: RNA polymerase II cis-regulatory region sequence-specific DNA binding; protein dimerization activity; DNA-binding transcription factor activity, RNA polymerase II-specific. The record is from RefSeq and is a predicted model, not a curated record. The transcript is spliced from 20 exons. NCBI's taxonomy places the organism in Eukaryota, Metazoa, Chordata, Actinopteri, Perciformes, Sebastidae. Gene Ontology annotation, biological process: regulation of transcription by RNA polymerase II. Bases 331 to 2532 code for a protein of 733 amino acids.